AACUAAAAACUAAAAAGCGUGAAAAUUCCACGCAGAGCAAGUCUUGCGCAGUUAAAAAGAAGAAAGCAAACGCCACCUCUCUCUCUCUAAUCUCUAUCUCCGGAGGAAAUAUAUUAAUCUAAAAGCCAAAGCGAUUUCUGAUUUUACAAUUUUAUCACAAUCAUAUUGUGGCGUAGAGAGAUACAAAAAAAUCGAAAUUCGAAGACCGAAAUCUAGACCUUCAAGUUUCAGAAUCAGAAGGCUGCGCCACGCAAUGGGUCAAGCCUUUCGCAAGCUCUUCGAUGCGUUCUUCGGCAACACUGAGAUGCGGGAUUAAUGGCAAAAUGUCUUCUGCUGCUACUGUUGAUGUUGCUCUAGGUGUUAAUUUGCUUCUAAGUUCAUGGGUUUUGGUGAUUAUUAUGUUGUGAUGCUAGGGCUGGAUGCUGCUGGUAAGACAACCAUACUUUACAAGCUACAUAUCGGAGAAGUUUUAUCUACUGUUCCAACAAUUGGAUUCAAUGUGGAGAAAGUUCAAUAUAAGAAUGUGAUGUUCACUGUUUGGGAUGUUGGUGGACAAGAGAAAUUAAGGCCACUCUGGAGGCAUUAUUUUAAUAAUACUGAUGGACUGAUCUAUGUUGUUGAUUCCUUGGACCGUGAGAGAAUUGGAAAAGCAAAAGCAGAGUUUCAGGCCAUCAUCAAAGAUCCAUUUAUGCUCAACAGUAUCAUCCUUGUAUUUGCCAAUAAACAGGAUAUGAAAGGAGCAAUGACACCAAUGGAAGUAUGUGAAGGAUUAGGUCUUAUGGAACUCAAGAACAGAAAAUGGCACAUACAGGGGACUUGUGCACUCAGGGGAGAUGGCCUGUACGAGGGCUUGGACUGGCUAGCUUCAACUUUGAAGGAAAUGAGAGCUGCUGGGUAUUCUUCAGUAGGCACCUCAUCAUUCUAAUCUUCCAGGUUUACUGAAGUGAUGUUUGUUUAGAUGAAAGCAGAGGAUAGGCCCAUGGAAGUGCUGAACUGUAAUAAAAUUUUUGUGUGUUCACUAAAAGGAUUGAUUUUAUUAGGGUUCAUACUUGUGGUCCUGCAAUGUAAAUUAAGAUGCUGAUGAGACAAAGUCAUUGAAAGUUGAAUUGGAAACUGGGAAUCUAUAAAUGCUUAGAUAUCCCUUCAUAUAUGAAGGAUAAAUGCUAGUUAUCUCUCCUCCUUA
Manihot esculenta (cassava) is the source of this 1183-nucleotide messenger RNA. RefSeq names its product ADP-ribosylation factor. Bases 380 to 925 code for a protein of 181 amino acids. Lineage: Eukaryota; Viridiplantae; Streptophyta; Magnoliopsida; Malpighiales; Euphorbiaceae. Gene Ontology annotation, molecular function: GTP binding; GTPase activity. The record is from RefSeq and is a predicted model, not a curated record. The transcript has 8 exons. Gene Ontology annotation, biological process: vesicle-mediated transport; intracellular protein transport. Gene Ontology annotation, cellular component: cytoplasm.